Molecule: messenger RNA, 1266 nt
Organism: Penicillium nucicola
Lineage: Eukaryota; Fungi; Ascomycota; Eurotiomycetes; Eurotiales; Aspergillaceae
Product: small subunit rRNA maturation protein TSR4
Exons: 2
Coding region: 1-1266 (421 amino acids)
Biological process (GO): maturation of SSU-rRNA
Cellular component (GO): cytoplasm
Source: RefSeq, a predicted model, not a curated record
AUGGAUCCCUAUGACAGUGACUCGAGUCUCGAUGAAGACUUCACUGAUACUGGUGUUCUUCUCGGAUAUGCCGCUGAAGAAGUCAUUGAAGACACAAUCAGUCAUUUAGGAGGCUGGCCCAAAUGGCUCGACGAGGCCUCCCCUGCCCCGGGUGAUUUUGCCAACUGCAAAGUCUGCAAUAGUCCCAUGCUCCUCCUCCUCGAGUUGCACGGUGACCUACCAGACCACUUCCCAACCGACGAACGGCGCCUCUACCUAUUCGGCUGUCCCAGAAAGCCUUGCAACCGCAAGCCCGGAAGCAUCAGAGCCUACCGCGCAGCCCGCAAAGUGACAGUCGGCACUGGAAAGCCCAAGCAAAUCGACGAGCCCAAGAAUGAAGCCCCGCCAUCUGCAGAGCAACCAAAGCAAGACCUCGGCGCAAGUCUGUUCGGCGCAACAACCCUAACCAACACGGUCUCCUCCAACCCAAACCCAUUCUCGUCCUCCUCCGGCCCAACACCCGCCGGUAGCAACCCCUUCGCGGCACCGGUGCCAGCAACCCCAACCGAGAAGAAGCCCACCCCCGCCAAACAAGAACAAUCCUUAGCGGAAUCCUUCGCGGACAAAGUGCGCGUCUCAGAGCCAAACCCCUCCGCUGCCACAAAACAAACCCCGGAGUCAAGCAGCGACACAACACCGUGGCCCGCGCAAUCCGCCUUCCCAACCCCAUACAAGAACUUCUACCUAGACGCCGAAUAUGAAACCCUCAGCCGACCUUCAACACCCACAGUUCCAGAUAAUGUCACCAUGGAACCGAUGGACGAAGACGGCAGCGGAGGCGCCGACCUAAAAGACACCUUCGAGUCGGAGCUCGACAGAGACUUUAUGAAAUUCUCCAUGCGCCUCGAACACAACCCAGAGCAAGUCUUGCGUUAUGAAUUCAACGGCGCACCCUUGCUCUAUUCAACUGGCGAUGCGGUCGGUGCGAGAUUCCAUGCUCUCAGUGCGCCCGGUGCGAAGGUUACCACUACCUCGCUUGGUGCGGGCAAUAUCCCUCCUUGUGAGUACUGUGGUGCGGCUCGCGUCUUCGAGUUCCAGCUUGUGCCGCAUACUAUUAGUAUGCUUGAAGAAGGGCGUGCUGGUGUUGGCCUUGGCAAGGAUGAUGCCGGCAUGGAGUGGGGGACUAUCAUUUUCGGUGUUUGCUCGAGGGAUUGCAGACCCGAUGAGCUUAACGUCACUGGCUGGAGAGAGGAGUGGGCUGGUGUGCAGUGGGAGGAGAUGAAAUAG